GUCAAAUCUAAAAACAAACUAUGAGUAACAACUGGAAUUUAUUGUAAUUAUCCUAUAAAAGUUUACGACGAAUUAUAAAGUUGUUUUCAUCGAAAAAACAGUAUCGAAAUUUUAAUAUUUAAACGAUUUUGGUAGUAUUUUUCUUCAAUAAUCUUAUAAAUCAACAUGUUCAAUUUUUGGUCCAAACCUGAUCCAAAAGAUGAACAGAGAGAAGUUGAUAGGUCAUUAAGGAAAGUAGGAAGAGACAUUGAAAGAGAUCGUAGGCAACUAGAACGAGAUGAGCAAAAAUUGGAACAAGAAAUUAAGAAGUUAGCAAAGAGUGGAGAUGCAGCAGGUUGUAGAAUAUUAGCAAAACAGUUAGUGCAGCUUCGUAAACAGAAACAGCGAACAUAUACAGCUGGCAGUAAAGUUCAAGGAAUAGCGUUCCAGAACAAAGCUAUGGGAGCUAAUGUUAAAUUGGCAAAUGCGAUGGGCACAGCAGGAAAGACUAUGUCAGAUAUGAACAAAAUUAUGAACCCCGAAGAAUUGGCAUCUACUCUUAAUGCAUUCUCUAGAGAAAAUAUGAAAAUGGAGAUGACAGAUGAAAUGGUUAAUGACACUUUAGAUGACAUGCUAACUGAAUCAGGAGAUGAAGAGGAAAGUGAUAACAUUGUUACCCAAGUAUUAGAUGAGAUUGGCAUUGAAGUCAGUGGAAAGAUGGCAGGAGCACCAUUACCAGAGACUGGCAAGAUAGGACAGGGUUCCAAAUCGAAAGGAAUGAGCGAUGAGGACAUUGAGGCUCAACUGGCUAAGCUAAGAGGUUAAAGAGCCAGAUUUCUGACUACAUACUAUCUGAAUCCUGCCUAAUUGUAGAUGAAAUUGCUGUCAAUAUGAAUCUUUGUUAUUUUUAUAGUAAAUGCACAGUGUAUAUUUUAAUAGUUGAAUACUUUUUGUACAUACCCUUGUUAUAUUUUUGCAGUUGAUUUUUGUAACGCGAAUGGUUUAUGCUCUAUGAAAAAUGUUACAUGUUUUGAAUCUACAAAAUAUAUUAUAAUAUGAAUGAAAUAAAUUAGUUUACAA
This is a messenger RNA of Diabrotica balteata, 1059 nucleotides long. The record is from the annotation of a GenBank genome assembly. NCBI's taxonomy places the organism in Eukaryota, Metazoa, Arthropoda, Insecta, Coleoptera, Chrysomelidae.